AUGGCGCCGACCAGAUUACUCCCAGAACGCCACAACCCUCUUUUGACUGAGGAUGUGCCGAGUCAUAGUGAGCUAGUUAGCCGCCGUCGCCUUGGGCAGACUCAGUUGACAGCGCGUAUGGUUACUGCCGUUCCUGCCACGGAGCUUGACACGUCGGCUCUCGGCGCGUUCGACUAUGCGCACCUGCGCGCUCCGCUGCCCAAAGGCAUCGUGUCUGGCAUCUUUAAAUCAUCACCCCCGAGCUACUUCUUGAUGCGCCGCAGCCAGGAUGGCUUCGUGUCGGCCACCGGCAUGUUCAAGGCCACAUUCCCGUAUGCGGCGCAAGAGGAAGAAGAGGCAGAGCGGAAAUACAUCAAGUCGCUCUCCUCGACGAGCCACGAAGAGACGGCCGGCAACGUCUGGAUUCCGCCUGAGCAGGCUCUCCUCCUUGCUGAGGAGUACAAGAUUGUGCCAUGGGUCCUCGCAUUGCUCGACCCGGCCGACAUCGCGCCCACUGCCAACACAGACAGCGGCCCGCCCAAGAACAUCAGUGCGCCGCCCAAGUUCUUCUCCGGCCAGCCGACCCUUGUACCGCCCACCCCCCGUCGCAGCCGCCGCUCCGCGAGCCCGACCAAGUCUGUCGCCAGCAAGCGCGCAACCGCUAGCCCACGGAAGCGCCGCACAGCGCCAUCCCAGGCGUCUGUCGUGACCGAAAGCUUCACAAGCACCACCGAUUCCCUUGCGCCCACUCUCGUCAACGGCGAAACCCCGUACGAAUCGCAGGUGUCGACUGUUUCUACCUCAAGGAUCACCAAGAUUGGUGAGACGUCCGAGGCUGACCUCAAGAUUGAGUCGAUCGAGAAAGAGCCCGCCGUCGUCCUCGCGCCUGUCGAGGAGGAGCCAAAGAUCAAGGUUCACAUCGACCAGGACCUCAAGCUAGACAAGGAUGGCGAGGAAGUAAAACACACCAAGGUCGAAGUAGAGGUGCCUCUUCUCGGAGAACUCCCGUCGCCGGACGAUGCCGCCAAGAUGGUUGCUGAUGCCAAGGCUAUGGUUGAAGCUGCUGUCAAGGCAGAGAACGAAGCCAACGCUGGUGCGGCUUCGAGCAGCAAGGGCAAGCGGAAAGCCGACGACAUCGCUCAGGAUGAAGACGGCGAAGAGAAUACGGAGGAGGCCGCUGAGCCCCCCAGGGCCAAGAAGGUCAAGACGGAGGCCGAGAUUCGCAAAGAGAAGAUUCGGAAGCGGGCUUACUUUGGCCUUACCGCCACGGUUGCUGUCGGAGCUAUUGGCGCACUCGUCCCGAUACUUACGCCGUAUGUUAUGAACGUUCUAUAA
Messenger RNA from Dichotomopilus funicola, 1314 nucleotides. RefSeq lists its product as uncharacterized. Gene Ontology annotation, molecular function: DNA binding. Gene Ontology annotation, cellular component: nuclear membrane complex Bqt3-Bqt4. NCBI's taxonomy places the organism in Eukaryota, Fungi, Ascomycota, Sordariomycetes, Sordariales, Chaetomiaceae. The coding region runs from base 1 to 1314 and encodes 437 amino acids. The transcript is spliced from 3 exons. Gene Ontology annotation, biological process: meiotic attachment of telomere to nuclear envelope; mitotic telomere tethering at nuclear periphery. The record is from RefSeq and is a predicted model, not a curated record.